Molecule: messenger RNA, 1659 nt
Organism: Alternaria viburni
Lineage: Eukaryota; Fungi; Ascomycota; Dothideomycetes; Pleosporales; Pleosporaceae
Exons: 2
Coding region: 1-1659 (552 amino acids)
Biological process (GO): protein dephosphorylation
Molecular function (GO): protein serine/threonine phosphatase activity; cation binding
Source: RefSeq, a predicted model, not a curated record
AUGUUUGGCAAUGCAAAGGACGACGAGAGUCCCGCCGUCGACCCCCCUGCCAACCAUGACGCGCCCAAACCCGCAGCCCCAGUGGCGGACAACGCAGCUGCUGCACCGACAAACACAACCAGCAACGGCUCCGCUUCCAUAGAUCGCAAGCCCAGUGACGCUUCCGCCCCCACCGAGAGAAAACGACGGAGUAGUGGCGUAUCGCGUGCUCGCGACAUGUUCUCGAGCGCGAAACAGUCGCUGCACCUAGGCGGCUCUUCUCCCACCAACACGACCAACAACACCAUGACCGAAAAGGCCGCCCCUCAGACGCCCAUGCAGAAGCUGGGCAAGUCGGAUGCUGCCCUCAGUGUCCCCCAGGGCUCCCUCAACAACUCGGCUGGCGAGUCGGCGCCCGGCCCACGAUCUACCUUCCGCGUCGGUGUCACAGAGGAUAAGAACAAGAAGUGCAGACGAACGAUGGAGGAUACCCACGCAUACCUGUACAACUUCUUGAGCACCCCAGCGCCCUCGUAUGCCGCCGACAAGGCCCGCGCCAUCUCCGACGCCAGCUCCACUCAGUCUGACCCUCUGUCGCAAGCCGUAGUUGAGACGGACAACGGAUACUUCGCCAUCUUCGACGGACACGCCGGAACCUUCGCUGCCGACUGGUGUGGAAAGAAGCUUCACCUGAUCCUGGAAGAGACAAUCCGGAAGAACCCCAACACCCCGAUACCCGAGCUGCUCGAUCAGACCUUCACCGUCGUCGACCAGCAGUUGGAGAAGCUUCCUUUGAAGAACAGUGGUUGUACCGCGGUCAUUGCAGUUCUGAGGUGGGAGGACCGAGUACCUAAUGCGCAAUCGUCCACCGGCUCAGUGCUCUUUGCACCCGCGGCUGUAUCGGCUAUCAAGCAUGCAGGCGAAGGCGGCGAGGCUACCGAUUCCGCUGUGGAGCCCGCAGCUGAACAGCAAGUCGAGGCGAGAUUACGCAACGAGGCCAGCCGACAGCGCGUGCUGUACACCGCCAACGUAGGUGAUGCGCGUAUUGUCCUCUGCCGCAAUGGCCGAGCGCUGCGCCUCUCCUACGACCACAAGGGCAGCGACGAGAACGAGGGACGCCGUGUUGCUAGUGCCGGCGGCUUGAUUCUCAACAACCGCGUUAACGGCGUCCUUGCUGUCACACGAGCACUGGGCGAUGCCUAUAUGAAGGACUUGGUCACCGGACACCCGUACACCACCGAGACUGUGAUUCAGGCCGAGCAGGACGAGUUUCUCAUUCUCGCUUGCGAUGGUCUCUGGGAUGUCUGUUCCGACCAGGAAGCCGUCGACCUAGUCCGCCAAGUUCAUGAUCCACAAGAAGCCUCCAAGAAGCUCGUCGACUACGCCCUCGCACGAUUUUCGACCGACAACCUCUCCUGUAUGGUAGUUCGCUUCGACAACAAGGCUCUUCGGCAACGCAAGAACGACGCCGCGAUGGGUGUGGACGGUGACCAGUCGACCAUGAAGGGCGGAAUCACCGAGGCAGACGCCAUCGUAGCACAAGCGAAGAAGUCAAUUGGCGAGCCUGAGAUACCGGUCGAAGCAGCGGCACAGGAAAUUAUCAUGGAGGAGGCCGAGGCUGAGCCCGGUCCUGAGCUCAACUUGGACGCCGCAAAGGCAGCCAGGAAACACGACGCAUAG